This is a messenger RNA of Sphaeroforma arctica JP610, 153 nucleotides long. RefSeq lists its product as hypothetical. The record is from RefSeq and is a predicted model, not a curated record. NCBI's taxonomy places the organism in Eukaryota, Ichthyosporea, Ichthyophonida. The transcript has a single exon. The annotation marks the transcript as partial.
AUGAAGAUCGCAGCAGUGCUCUACCUUAUCACAGUGUGUGCAGGCACAGUACUGGGUUGGGAUGAAUUAAGUAAUGAGGAAAUAAAGGAAAGUGUGAUAGCGCAACGCAAUUCGGCUGCCGACGGAGAAUUAGACACAAACUUUCAUUGGACU